AUGCAUCUCUCUCUACGCGAGAAUGCCUCGCAAGUCAAGAACCAUUUGACAGCGGUGCUUGGUGAGAUUCUGGGCACUGCUAUGUUCUUGUUCAUCGCAGAAGGCGCAGCAAAGACAGCCAACCUCGCCAGGACCGCAUCGCAAAGCAACACAAAUGCUCCCCUGGACUCUCAGACAAUCAUGAUGAUUGCGACCUCAUUUGGCUUGGCUCUUCUUGUGAUGGCUUGGAUGUUCUAUCGCAUCACUGGUGGUCUUUUCAACCCAGCUAUCACCGUAGCGCUCUGGCUGACGGGUGUCCUUACCACCGUCCGCGCAAUCAUGCUCUUCGGUGCUCAGCUGAUUGGUGGUAUCAUCGCGUCUGCUCUGGUUCUCGGGUUGACACCUGCAGGAUCGGGCGGCGUGGAUGUUGUCAAUACUACUGUUUCGGACCAGAUCUCGUAUCAGCAGGCAUUCGUUCUGGAGUUCUUGGGUACCAGCUUCCUGGUAUUCAGUGUCUUGAUGCUCGCAGUCGAGAAGCACCGUGCAACUUAUCUGGCACCUGUCGGCAUCGGCUUGACUCUGUUCACACUGCAUCUCUUCCUCGUUGCCUGGACAGGAUGCUCUCUCAAUCCAGCACGAUCGCUCGGUCCCGCAGCCGUAGCUGGAAAGUUCCCUCAAUACCACUGGAUCUACUGGAUCGCUCCCCUAUGUGGCGGCGUACUCAGCGUCAUGUACUUCCAGCUCCUCAAAGCACUCAACUACAACUCGACCGUUCUCGACCAGGACUCUGAUCACGAGGUCGGUGGCCUGCGACCUGUCCAUAUGAGGGUCUACAAAUUCAUGGCAGGCCACCACGACUGGGAAAAGGAGGAGUCGCAUCACCACAAGCACAAGAAGUUCUUGACUGUGCUGCGCCACAGAAAGGUCAUGCGCCAUGAUGGAUCAUUCUACUAUGUUCAGGAGCCGACUGUCAUCAAUUCUGAUCAACGACACCCGCAUGAUGAUGUUCUCGAAGAUGAUGACAUGACUGUUGUCGGAUCACGAUCAAGUGGCCACCAGAUGCGGCAGCAAGCCAAUACGCAAAGUGUAUGA
Molecule: messenger RNA, 1071 nt
Organism: Aureobasidium namibiae CBS 147.97
Lineage: Eukaryota; Fungi; Ascomycota; Dothideomycetes; Dothideales; Saccotheciaceae
Product: aquaporin-like protein
Exons: 4
Coding region: 1-1071 (356 amino acids)
Biological process (GO): transmembrane transport
Cellular component (GO): plasma membrane
Molecular function (GO): water channel activity
Source: RefSeq, a predicted model, not a curated record